This is a messenger RNA of Cheilinus undulatus (humphead wrasse), 1187 nucleotides long. It is a transcript of the gene marcksl1b, whose product is annotated as MARCKS-like 1b. Gene Ontology annotation, biological process: central nervous system development; actin filament organization. The coding region runs from base 120 to 701 and encodes 193 amino acids. Lineage: Eukaryota; Metazoa; Chordata; Actinopteri; Labriformes; Labridae. Gene Ontology annotation, molecular function: calmodulin binding; actin filament binding. The record is from RefSeq and is a predicted model, not a curated record. Gene Ontology annotation, cellular component: cytoplasm; plasma membrane. The transcript has 2 exons.
AGUACUGGGAACUAUCUGAGGACUCUCCACUCUUCCCCACGGUGAUUCCCCUGGUGUUGGAUUAAUCUGGAGCCAGUAUUUUUCAGUUUGUUUUUUUAUUUAGCUCAGAAGAUCCAACAAUGGGCUCUCAGGCAUCUAAGGGGGAUGUGAGUGCGGAGGGGAACGCUGCUGCUGAGGGCUCAGCCGUUAAAGCCGGCGGACAGGAGAACGGACAUGUGAAAACCAACGGAGACGUCUCAGCAAAGCCUGAUGGGGACGUGGCCACGACCAACGGCUCAGCUGAGGCGGCCAAGGAGCCUGAAACUGGUGCAGGAGGAGAUGUUAUUGAGCCAGCACCCGCAGCAGAUGGAGAGGCAGCCAAACCAGAGGGAGAGGCUUCAGCUAAGGAGACUCCCAAAAAGAAGAAGAAGAAGUUCUCCUUAAAGAAGACCUUCAACUUCAAACUGAACCUGAAGAAGAGCAAAAAGAGCGAGGCUGUAAAAGAGGAAGCUGCAGCGUCUGAGGAGAAGCCAGCUGAGAACGGUGCUGCUGUAGAUGAGAAGAAGGAAGAGGCUGUGAAGGCAGAGGAAGGGCUGGCUAAAGACGAGGCCCCCAAGGAGGAGGUCAAGGAGGCCAAGGAGGCGGCAGCUCCAGCUUCUGAGGCAACAAAACAGACGGAGGAGACGAGCUUGACUGCCUCUCCUUCUGAAAAGAAAGAGUGAUGGAGCUUUAUCUCAGAGAACUGAAGGAACUGUCUCAACAUAGAGAAAAUGUUAAUGUAUACAUAUAUACACAUGUAUGUGAGAGAUGGACAGCCCACUAGAUUCAUCACUGCCCUGGUCCUGGGCUGCUCCACAGACAUGGAUCUGAAUUGGUUAAAGCGCAGGCUAAAAAUCAGGAUGAAACAUGGAUGUGGACAAACACAUCCUUCACAUCGACACCUCCAGAUGCCUUUCUCCUGAGAUAACGGAGCUAGACAAACAAGGACACCAAUGAGAAGACUUUGGAGUAAAAAAAGACAUGGAAAUCAUCAUAAAGACACUUGUCAACUUUUUACAUUCCUAUAUUUUGACCCAGAUUUACAGUAUUUUGUGGUGUAUUACAGAGGAUACUUAAAGAUUCAGAGAAGCUAUUCCUAUUAAAAAGAUGAUUUGAUUUUUAAGCUCGCUAUGUCUGCUGUUGCAGUUUGAUAUGAAGACUUGUUUGCU